Hipposideros armiger (great roundleaf bat) is the source of this 3713-nucleotide messenger RNA. RefSeq names its product zinc finger protein 217 (gene ZNF217). Gene Ontology annotation, biological process: regulation of DNA-templated transcription. Gene Ontology annotation, molecular function: DNA-binding transcription factor activity, RNA polymerase II-specific; RNA polymerase II cis-regulatory region sequence-specific DNA binding. The transcript has 7 exons. The record is from RefSeq and is a predicted model, not a curated record. NCBI's taxonomy places the organism in Eukaryota, Metazoa, Chordata, Mammalia, Chiroptera, Hipposideridae. Bases 594 to 3713 code for a protein of 1039 amino acids. Gene Ontology annotation, cellular component: nucleus.
GGGAGGGGAGCCUGCAGCUCUGCGUGCUCUCUUCCCAUCCUGAAGAAGGUAGAAAUGAACAGGUAUCGCUUCGCCUCCCGUUUGGAGAAGAUGCCCAAGGAACACGGAGAGGGAGGACGUCUCCCAGCUUGCUGAGGACCACCCAGAUCCAGUAUUGUUCCCAGCCAGGUGGACUGGCAAACUCAGAGUUCCCCAGGUUCCGGACCCUGCCUCCACUUCUGAAAGGUUUUGGAAAUCCCUGGUCUCCAGAUUGCUGGAAUUGACUUGCUCCACUGAAUCACUCAGUGGAGACAAAGAGAACUAAAUGCUAAUGCUUUGUGCUGACUCAUAUUUGAACCAAAGCAUUGGGGAGCCCGUCUGCCUUUUUGUGGAAAGGACCAGUGACACUGUCUAUCACUGAGCUUCCUGAGACUUCUGAAGAGAGGACGUUAGAGGAAGAUAACACUUUCUUUUGAGCUUUUAUAACAGAUACUUGCUCUAGUUCUGAAGCCCAGGGCUGCUUGGGGUGUGAGUGACAAGUCUUACAAGUGGCCUUAUUCCAACUCCAGGAAUUCCUCAGCUGGAUUCUGACUUUAGCUAAAGUGACAGGAAACAUGCCAACACAAUCCCUUUUAGUGUAUAUGGAUGGACCAGAAGUAAUUGGCAGUCCUCUUGGCACCCAGAUGGAGCUAGAUGAUGCCAUGUCCCUAAAAGGCACCACUGCCGUUCCUUUCCGAGCCACCCAAGAGAAAAGCAGCAUAAUCCAGAUAGAAGGGCACACGCCCAUGGACUGCAUGUUUUGCAGUCAGACCUUCACACACUCGGAAGACCUUAAUAAACAUGUCUUAAUGCAACACCGGCCCAUCCUGUGUGAGCCCGCCGUUCUGCGUGUCGAAGCCGAGUAUCUUAGUCCACUUGAUAAAAGCCAAGUGAGGGCAGAACCUCCCAAGGACAAGAGUGGCAAAGAAAGUGAAGAACUGAGCUGUGAAGUGUGUGGGCAGACCUUCCGAGUUGCCUUCGACGUUGAGACCCACAUGAAGAAACACAAGGACUCCUUCACGUACGGGUGUAACGUGUGCGGACGGAGGUUCAAGGAGCCCUGGUUUCUGAAGAACCACAUGCGGACACACAACGGCAAGUCGGGGGCCAAGGGCAAGCUGCAGCCGGGCUCCGAGAGCCCGGUCACCAUCAACGAGGUGGUCCAGGAGCACGCCGCCGAGAGCAUCUCCUCUCCUUACAAAAUCUGCAUGGUUUGUGGCUUCCUAUUUCCAAAUAAAGAAAGCCUAAUAGAUCACAGGAAGAUGCACACCAAAGAAACGGCUUCCGGUAGCAGCAGCAGCAGCAGCACCCAAACAGACUCUCAGCAGGAGGGGAUGCCAGCCCCGGGAGAGGAGUUCCUGCAGUUCUUGAACUUGAGACCCAAAGUGCCCCCUGAAACCGGGAGGCAGCCCGCCGGAUGGAUACCUCAGCUCGAUCCGUUCACCACCUACCAGGCCUGGCAGCUGGCCACCAAGGGCAAGGUCGCCGUCUGCCGAGAAGUGAAGGAGCAGCCGGGGCAGGAAGGAAGCACCGACAACGACGAUUCGGACAAAGAAGAGCUCGGAGAGAUAUGGACCAUGAGUAAAAGCCAUUCCGAGGGCUCUGGAAAGUCGAAAACAAGCAAGAGCGGUUGUCCAGGCCUCUCCCAGGAGAAGGAGAAGGCCAGGCACGCCAACGGUGAAGUGCCUUCCGGGGAUGCGGACCCCAAGCUGUCGAGCAACAAAGAGAAGCCCACACACUGCUCUGAGUGUGGCAAAGCUUUCCGAACCUACCACCAGCUGGUCCUGCACUCGCGAGUCCACAAGAAGGACAGGAGGAUGGAUGCCGAGUCGCCAACCAUGUCGGUUGACGGCAGGCAGCCCAGGACAGGCUCUCCGGACCUACCCGCCCCCCUGGACGAGAACGGAGCCAUCGACCGAGAAGGUGGUUCUGAAGAUGGCUCUGAGGAUGGGCUUCCCGAAGGGUUCCAUCUGGAUAAAAAUGAUGACGGAGGCAAAAUAAAGCAUCUUACAUCCUCAAGAGAAUGUAGUUAUUGUGGAAAGUUUUUCCGUUCAAAUUAUUACCUCAAUAUUCAUCUCAGAACGCAUACAGGUGAAAAACCAUACAAAUGUGAAUUUUGUGACUAUGCUGCAGCCCAGAAGACCUCUCUGCGGUACCACUUGGAAAGACACCACAAAGAUAAGCAGGGUGACACCGCUGCUGAAGUCAAGAGCGAAGGGAAAAAUCUGGAGACCGAAGAUGCACUCCUCACCGCCGACAGUGCGCAAACCAAAAAUUUGAAACGAUUUUUCGAUGGUGCCAAAGAUGUUAAAGGCAGCCCACCUGCAAAGCAACUUAAGGGCAUGGCCCCUGCUUUCCAGAAUGUUCUGGGCAGCGCUGUCCUUUCACACGUCCACAAAGAUACUCAGGAUUUCAAUAAAAAUGCAUCCGAAGACAGUGCUGAUAGAAUGAGCAGAAAUCCUGCCCCUGCCUAUUUGGACACGGUAAAGAAGAGGCCAGCAGUUGAACCUCAGGCCAGUAACCUCAUCUGCAGAACGGAAGUGGAUGUCACUCCUCACCCAGGUGGCGGUUCCGCCCAUAACGCUGAAGUCAGCCACAAAGAGAAGGCAGAGGUGGCAGGGGACUGCAAAUUCAAGCCGGGCCUCGACUGCCAAGAAAAACCUUUAAACUUAUCCGUCGGGGCUCUUCACAGUUGCCCGGCAAUUUCUUUGAGUAAAAGUUUAAUCCCAAGCAUCACCUGCCCGUUUUGUACCUUCAAGACGUUUUAUCCAGAAGUUUUAAUGAUGCACCAGAGGCUGGAGCAUAAAUACAACCCCGACAUUCACAAGAACUGUAGGAGCAAGUCUUGGCUGAGAAGCAGACGGACCGGAUGCCCGCCGGCGUUACUGGGAAAAGACGUGCCUCCCUUGCCCUCCUUCCCCAAGCCCAAGCCCAGGCCGGCGUUCGCAGCCCAGUCCAAGUGCCUGCCGUCGGAGAAGGGCAAGCCGGGAGCCCCGGGGCCGGGCAAAGCCCCGCUGACUUCAGGGACCGACCCUAGCACUUUAGCCCCCAGCAACCUGAAGUCGCACAGGCCACCGCAGAGCGUCGGGGCGCAGGGGGCUCCGGCCGCCAGGCAGCCGCCGCCCGAGCUGUUCCCCAAGAGCGGCGCUUGCCCUGCCCCGGAGAGAAGCAAGAGGCCGGAGGCCAAGCUCAGAGCCCCGGCGGCCUGCGCGGGCAGCAGCUCCGUCAACGGCUCCGCCGACUUCCCCGCCAAGCACGACGGCCCGUGGGCGCCCCCGGGGCGAGACUAUUUCUGUAGCCGGGGUGCAGGCGGCGCCGGCCCGGAGUUCGGAGAGCCGCUGCCCAAGAGGCCGAAGCCCGGGCCGGGGGCCCUGGACGCCGAGCAGCCCGCGCCCAGCUACCGGAGGGGCUUCGACCUGCCCAAGUACCACGUGGUGCGGGGCAUCGCGGCGCUGCUGCCGCAGGAGUACGCGUGCCCGCCGCCCGCGGCGCCGCCCCCCAAGCCGCGCUUCCUGGCCUCCGGGGAGAUCGAUGCCGCCAACGUGCUGACCGUGCACAAGCCCUACGGCGGGGCCGGGCCGCUGUACGCGUGCGGGCCCGCGGGCGGCCAGGCGGCGGGCGCGGCCUCAGCCCUGCGGGAUAAAGCCUUACUCCGGAGCGGCGCCCCUCGCCCGUUUUCCUCCCUUGUGGGGUGA